AUGUUAACUCAUCAACAUUCAACAAAUUUAAAACAACAAUCAGAUCAUGAUCUUACAGAAUUAUCAUGGUUAACUCAAUCAGAUAUGUUUGAUCGUUCACCAUCAACACAUCGAGUACCUAUAUUAAGUAAAAAUUUACCAAUUUAUAUUACAGAUAAACAUCGUCAUUGUUCAUCACCAUUAAAUUUUAUUGAUUCAUCUGAUAGUGAACAUGAUAAUGAUUCAUCAUCACUUUAUUCUUCAAGUGAACGUGUUACAACAACAACUGAUAUUAUUUCACCACCACAUUCAGCAUUAUGUUUUUGGAUAUUAUUUGCUAUUGAAGAUUCUAAAUCUCGUAUAUUAACAUUAAAUGAAAUAUGUGAUUGGAUUGAACAUCAUAUUGAACAAUCAAUAAAUCAUAAUUUAAAUUCAUCAAAUGAUGAACAAUUAAUACAAAGUGCUCGUUUAAAAAGUAAAAUACGUUAUCAUAUGACAAAACAAUUAUCAUUUUUUGUUAAAAUAAUUAAAAAUCCAAUAAAUGGAAUGAAAUUACGUUAUCCAUUAUGGACAAUAGAUCGUACAAAACGUUUAAUUUUACUUGAUACAUUAUUAACAAUGAAUAUAAGACAAUUAUCAUUAACAACACAAUAUACAAUUAAUCUAUUUGAACGUUUAUGUUUUGAAAGACGACAAAAUUUAAUAUGUAAUACAAAUGAUGAAAAUAGUUGUCCAUUAAAAAAUCAAAAACGUAAUAAAAUUAUUCAUCAUCUUACAUCAUCAGAUGAAACAAAUAAUACAAAAAGAAAAAAACAACAUUCAAAAUAUAAUUUAUCAACAAUUCCUAGUGUUGAAGUUGUUGAUGCUGCAAUGACUUUACUUCUUUUACGACAACCAAAAUGA
Molecule: messenger RNA, 882 nt
Organism: Rotaria sordida
Lineage: Eukaryota; Metazoa; Rotifera; Eurotatoria; Philodinida; Philodinidae
Source: the annotation of a GenBank genome assembly